Messenger RNA from Pezoporus occidentalis (night parrot), 2407 nucleotides. RefSeq names its product caspase 10 (gene CASP10). Gene Ontology annotation, molecular function: protein binding. The record is from RefSeq and is a predicted model, not a curated record. Bases 704 to 2230 code for a protein of 508 amino acids. The transcript has 10 exons. Gene Ontology annotation, biological process: proteolysis; regulation of apoptotic process. NCBI's taxonomy places the organism in Eukaryota, Metazoa, Chordata, Aves, Psittaciformes, Psittacidae.
AGGAAAAGCAGUCUAUCAUUUUUUUGGUGCACAGGCUCUGACUUGUGACUUGGGGAUAGAGAACAGAUUGUUGCAUUUUUGUGUUCAGAGGCAUAUAGAAAAUAUAAUCCCUGAGUCCAGAUGCCCAAUUAUGAAAACAAGGUUUGACAGAACCAAGGAAUCCUAAAACUGAGUGCUGAAUGCUGUUGGGUUUUUGUUCACAUACUUAUAAGGGAGUCUUUAUGGUAUUCCUAUGCCAAAGGUGAAAUACUGUCUGGUAGCAAGAUAUGACUGGGAAUAUUUGGAUGCUCCGCAGCUUCAUGGUGUGGAGCCUUCUUGGGUGUUAGCCUUGUAACAGAGGAACACCUCCCUGCUACAGCCAGAGAAUAAUGAGCCCUUGGACUGCACAUCAAGGAAUAAGUGUGAACCACCGUGCUCUCUCCACUAAGAGCUGUAAUAAGUAACUGCAAGGACUCUUUCCACCUACAAUUGAAAGAAGCAAAGAUAUAAGCAUGGGAGAUGUUUGAAGGAAACAAUAGAACCUACAGACCUCUUGAGGUCAUGUAGCCCAGCUUUCUGCUUGGAGCAGGGCUGACUUCCAAUUUAGAGCUGGGUUAUUCAAAGACCAAAUCUGGUCUUUGUUGUUGUCGUGUGUUUGGAGAAGAAAGUUUCAAAUUUAUUUAAAAGGGAACUCCUCAGAGAAUUUCAUCCACACUGGUGUUGGAUGAAAUCUUAUUACAAGGAUUAUUAUAUUGAAGAUUCUAGUAUUACUAGCAUUUGCUUUCUGCUUUCUGUUAGGGAGACCAUUGGUUCCAGCAACAUGGAUGAUGUCAGCUUGAAGUUCCAUCAGCAGCUUCUGUUCAUUGAUGAAAGUCUGGUGGCUGAAGAUGUAGCAGCUUUAAAAUUUCUCUGUACUGACUUUCUCCCCUUCAGAAAACUAGAAAGGGUGAAGUCAGCAGUGGACAUCUUUGAGCUUCUCAUGGCUGAAGAAUAUCUGAACGAGAAAGAUACUUUCCUACUAGCUGAACUCUUAUACACAAUUAAAUGUCAUUCCUUGCUCAAGAAACUUGGUUAUACCAAGGAGAAAGUGCAGGAAUGUCUGCAUGAGAAGGGAAGAGUGUCUCCUUACAGGCAGAUGCUGUAUGAAUUGUCAGAGAACAUUACCAGUGACAUGUUGAAGGAUAUCAUAUUCCUCCUGAAAAACUGUCUUCCAAAGCGACGGGUAACUCUGUCUGCUCUGGAAUUGCUGAUUUUAUUGGAAAAACAGAGCCUUUUAACUGAGAACAAUGUACAGAUACUGGAGGAAGUCUGUAUGCAUGUUUCACCCAAUCUCCUGGAAAGAGUAAACUGCUACAAAAGGGCAAAAGUGUCUCUGCCUCAGCAGGAGAACACUCUGCCCAUUGAGGAAAUUUCACUGUCUCACACUGGAGAUAUCAAAGUAUUCCCUUUCUCAGAGGAGACCUCGAUCAAGUCUAUUGGUUCUAAUAUCAAUGAUAACAAAGAAGCAUGUCUUACCCAAGGCUUCUCUGAAAUAAGGGUGGAGCCACCUGGAGGACUCAGCAAUGCAGAAAGUGAAUCCAAGAAGAUGAAAAACUACAAGAUGGAUGGACCACACAGAGGAUUUUGUCUUGUUAUUAAUAAUGUUAAAUUCGAUAAGUCUCUUAGUGAAAGGAAAGGUUCUUUCAAAGAUGCUGAGGAACUGGAGAGAGUAUUCACAUGGCUAGGUCUGGAUGUGAGGACUUACACAGAUCUGACAUCUCAGAAGAUUAAAGAACUCAUGCAAACUUGGCAGCAGUUGCAAGAUCACAAAGACAGGGACUGUUUUAUAUGUUGUAUUCUAUCUCAUGGAGAGUCAGGAGCAGUCUAUGGGAAAGAUGAGGAGCUUGUAUCAAUCCGCACAAUCAUGUCCUACUUCACUGCAACACAGUGUCCACAGCUGGCAGAAAAACCCAAACUGUUCUUUAUCCAAGCAUGCCAGGGCAUGGCCACAAUUGACGGAUAUGUCUCCUUCCGGCAUAUUCAACAGGGUGCUUGGUAUAUUCAGGCCCUAUGUAGCAAGCUACAGCUGUUGGUACCAAGGGGUGAAGAUAUUUUGUCGAUUCUUACAGAAGUUAAUGAAGAUGUGGCCAGACGUGUUGACCGCUUAGGCACAAAGAAGCAGAUGCCCCUACCAGCAUAUACCUUAACAAGAAAACUUAUAUUCCCAAUACCUAGAGACCCUCCUCCUUCACAGCAAUACGGAGGCUUUUGAAAUACAUCCUUUUAUCAGUGCAUUUCACUUAAAUGCAAUUCACCACACAACCUGUUUUAAGGCAGGUAUCCAGAAUCCUGAGGAACUGUUAGCUUCAAGGCAAAGUGUCAUAAUUUUUUUUCCAUCCUGGGAAACUGGAGGAGAUGCAAUUAAAACAAUCCAUGUGCUAGCUAAUUA